AUGAGAAAGAUUCUUCAUCUUCUUCUUCUCAAAGUCUCUGUUAUUCAAUUCCUCAUUAGUGUUUCUGCUUCACUUCAUUCACCUGCUUCACAGCCUUCUGUCUCUCCCAUUUACACUUCCAUGGCUUCCUUCUCUCCAGGAAUCCAAAUGGGUAGAGGCCAAGAACACAAGUUAGAUGCACACAAGAAACUUCUAAUCGCUCUCAUCAUCAGUUCCUCUUCUCUAGGACUAAUAAUUCUGUCUUGUUUAUGCUUUUGGAUUUAUCGGUCCAAGACAUCUCCCAAAACCACCAAGAACUCAAGCGCUGAGAGUGGGAUUUCAACAUCCAAGAAGGGUUUUGUGCAGUCUUUCGAUUACAAGACACUAGAGAAAGUGACAAGCGGUUUCAAAGACAGUAAUCUUAUAGGAAGAGGCGGAUUCGGAUUUGUUUACAAGGCCUGUUUAAGCAGUCACACUCUAGCAGCGGUUAAAAAAAUCGAAAACGUUAGUCAAGAAGCAAAACGAGAGUUUCAGAACGAAGUUGAUGUGUUGAGCAAGAUUCACCACCCUAACAUCAUCACAUUAUUGGGAUACACAAGUGAAAUUAGCUCGAGUUUUAUCGUCUACGAGAUGAUGGAAAACGGAUCUUUGGAAGCCCAGUUACACGGACCUUCUCGGGGAUCGGCUUUAACAUGGCACAUGCGGAUGAAGAUUGCUCUUGACACAGCAAGAGGUGUGGAGUAUCUUCAUGAGCGUUGUCGUCCUCCGGUUAUCCACAGAGAUAUAAAAUCGUCAAAUAUUCUCCUUGAUUCUUCCUUUAACGCCAAGAUUUCGGAUUUCGGUCUUGCGGUAACGGGUGGGGUGCACGGCAAGAACAACAUUAAACUAUCUGGGACACUUGGUUACGUUGCUCCAGAAUAUCUCUUAGAUGGAAAGUUGACGGAUAAAAGUGAUGUUUAUGCUUUCGGAGUGGUUCUACUUGAGCUCUUGCUAGGAAAACGGCCGGUUGAGAAAUUGAGUUCGGUUCAGUGCCAAUCUCUUGUCACUUGGGCAAUGCCUCAACUUACGGAUAGAUCGAAGCUUCCUAAAAUCGUGGAUCCGGUUAUCAAAGAUACUAUGGAUCAUAAGCACUUGUAUCAGGUAGCAGCAGUGGCAGUGCUUUGUGUACAGCCAGAACCAAGUUACAGACCGUUGAUAACCGAUGUUCUUCACUCACUUGUUCCACUGGUCCCGGUAGAGCUUGGAGGGACUCUCCGAAGCCCAGGUGAAUAUAUCAGCUCGUGCCGUUGCGAUUCCAUGGCUUCGUCAAUGCUUUCUCUCGGUUCUACUUCUCUGCUACCGCGCGAGAUUAACAAGGACAAGCUUAAGCUUGGGAAUUCAGGUUCGAACCCGUUCCUGAAAGCAAAGUCACGUGGCCGCGUGACCAUGACGGUUGCAGUGAAGCCUUCUCGUUUCGAGGGAAUAACAAUGGCUCCACCAGACCCUAUUCUUGGAGUCAGCGAAGCAUUCAAAGCAGAUACCAACGAGCUUAAGCUCAACCUCGGCGUCGGAGCUUAUCGAACUGAGGAGCUCCAGCCUUAUGUGCUUAAUGUCGUUAAAAAGGCUGAAAAUUUGAUGUUGGAGAGAGGAGAUAACAAAGAGUAUCUCCCAAUUGAGGGUUUGGCGGCAUUCAACAAGGCCACUGCUGAGUUGUUAUUUGGAGCUGGUCAUCCUGUCAUUAAGGAACAAAAAGUGGCAACAAUUCAGGGUCUCUCCGGAACAGGUUCACUGCGACUAGCAGCGGCUCUUAUAGAGAGAUACUUUAAUGGAGCAAAAGUUCUCAUAUCAGCACCAACAUGGGGUAAUCACAAGAACAUCUUCAACGAUGCCAAAGUUCCGUGGUCUGAGUACCGUUACUAUGAUCCAAAAACGAUUGGUUUGGAUUUUGAGGGAAUGAUAGCAGAUAUAAAGGAAGCUCCAGAAGGAUCUUUCAUUUUGCUACACGGAUGUGCUCACAACCCAACCGGCAUUGACCCAACUCCAGAACAGUGGGUGAAGAUUGCUGAUGUCAUUCAAGAAAAGAACCAUAUCCCGUUUUUCGACGUUGCGUACCAGGGAUUUGCUAGUGGAAGCCUUGACGAAGAUGCAGCAUCUGUGAGACUGUUUGCUGAACGUGGAAUGGAGUUUUUCGUUGCUCAGUCGUAUAGUAAGAAUUUGGGUCUUUACGCUGAAAGGAUUGGUGCAAUCAAUGUCGUUUGCUCAUCAGCUGAUGCUGCUACAAGGGUUAAGAGUCAGUUGAAAAGGAUUGCUAGACCUAUGUACUCAAACCCACCAGUUCAUGGGGCGAAAAUCGUGGCUAAUGUCGUUGGCGAUGCAACUAUGUUUGGUGAGUGGAAAGCAGAGAUGGAAAUGAUGGCAGGAAGGAUAAAGACAGUAAGACAAAAGUUGUACGACAGCCUCGUUUCGAAAGACAAGAGCGGGAAAGACUGGUCAUUCAUUCUGAAGCAAAUUGGCAUGUUCUCCUUCACCGGCCUCAACAAAGCUCAGAGUGAUAACAUGACGGACAAGUGGCAUGUGUACAUGACCAAAGACGGGAGGAUAUCGUUGGCCGGCUUGUCUCUGGCGAAAUGCGAGUAUCUUGCUGAUGCCAUCAUCGACUCGUAUCACAACGCGUUGUUGUAUUGGGAGACUCCCAUCGAGUUAUAG
Messenger RNA from Microthlaspi erraticum, 2664 nucleotides. The record is from the annotation of a GenBank genome assembly. NCBI's taxonomy places the organism in Eukaryota, Viridiplantae, Streptophyta, Magnoliopsida, Brassicales, Brassicaceae.